This is a messenger RNA of Brettanomyces nanus, 405 nucleotides long. RefSeq lists its product as uncharacterized. NCBI's taxonomy places the organism in Eukaryota, Fungi, Ascomycota, Pichiomycetes, Pichiales, Pichiaceae. Gene Ontology annotation, biological process: plasma membrane lactate transport. Gene Ontology annotation, molecular function: secondary active monocarboxylate transmembrane transporter activity. Gene Ontology annotation, cellular component: plasma membrane. The transcript has a single exon. The record is from RefSeq and is a predicted model, not a curated record. Bases 1 to 405 code for a protein of 134 amino acids.
AUGGGUUUUGGAUUUAUGCUUCAAUUCUCUGUUAUGGGUGCCUGGGGUAUUUUACCGAUAUAUUUGACAGAGUUGACUGCUACCACCCCAUUACGGGCCCUGGUUACAGGUACUGACUUCCAGCUUGGAAAUUUAGCCUCUUCUGCCUCUUCAACCAUCGAAGCAGAAUUAGGCAAGAAUUUUCCGUUGCCCGAAUUGGGUCCAACUGUAUACAAUUACGGUAAGGUUAUGUGUAUAUUCCUUGGAGCAGUUACAGGCUCUAUGAUUAUCGCACUUUUCUUUGGACCUGAGAGGUUUCACCAGGUCAUCAAAACUGAUUUCAUGAUUGAGGAAAGUGAUCCUACCAGUGAAUCAGAGUUAACAUCCACUAUUGAGAGAAUACAAUCUGAUAAAAAUGAUACAUAG